This is a messenger RNA of Arachis stenosperma, 3793 nucleotides long. RefSeq names its product probable LRR receptor-like serine/threonine-protein kinase At1g74360. Lineage: Eukaryota; Viridiplantae; Streptophyta; Magnoliopsida; Fabales; Fabaceae. The transcript has 2 exons. Gene Ontology annotation, biological process: protein phosphorylation. Gene Ontology annotation, molecular function: ATP binding; receptor serine/threonine kinase binding; protein kinase activity. The record is from RefSeq and is a predicted model, not a curated record. Bases 263 to 3502 code for a protein of 1079 amino acids.
UCAUCAGCAGCAAUUGCAAUCCAUGGUUCCUUAAAAAUAAGUGUCCCCUAAACAUGAUAUCACCACAAAGAAAAAAUGGAAAGGGAAGACACAAACCAUAGUGUUUCCACACCAAAACAACAAAAAAUAACAUCACCAUAUCAAUGGCUUCAAUUCCCUCAACAUAAAAAAAAUCUGUUUCCUUGGAAUCCCCACAAAGUGUUUGAGUUUUGUCCUAAGAGAGAAAAGUAAAGAAAAUAGUACAAAAGAAGGAUCCUUAUUAAUGUCACAGAAGGAAGCAGAUUCAUGGGGCUUCCUGUUAGUCUGUUUUUUGGUCCUUUUCUUCCCAGGUAAAUUGGUUGCUGGGGGUUCAAUGGAUACAGACAAGCAAAUUAUGCUGAAGCUGAAAUCUUACAUAGAGAAUCAAACUGUAGGUGAGACAGGAAGGUUUAUGAACUGGAACAACUCAAAUCAUUGUGAUUGGUCAGGAAUCUCUUGCAGCCUCAUCAAUGGUUCAGAUUCAUGGAGGGUUGUGAGCAUAGACCUCUCUUCAAGUUCCAUAUCUGGUGAGAUAUUCAGCAACUUCUCUAUGCUCACUGAGCUCACACACCUUGAUCUCUCUGGGAAUUCAUUCAUUGGUAUGAUUCCUGAGGACUUGAGGAAGUGCCAGAACCUUGUGUACCUCAACCUCUCCCACAAUAUUCUUGAGGGGGAGCUGAAUUUGACAGGCUUGACGAGGUUGCAGAUGCUGGACUUGUCUACAAACAGGAUUCGUGGGGAAAUUCGAUCGAAUUUCCCUGCCAUUUGUGAGAGUUUGGUAACACUGAAUGUCUCAGAGAAUCACUUCACUGGUGGGAUUGAUGGAUGCUUUGACAAAUGCCUCAGGUUGCAGUACUUGGAUUUGAGCACCAACAAUCUUACUGGAAGCAUAUGGACAGGGUUCGCAAGGCUCAGACAGUUUUCGGUGUCAGAAAACUAUCUCACUGGGAUUGUUCCUUCUCGUGCUUUUCCUGAAAAUUGCAGCCUUGAAAAAUUGGAUCUUUCAGAGAAUGGUUUUGUUGGUGAGGCCCCUAAGGAGAUUGCUAACUGCAAAGAAUUGGUGACUCUUGAUCUUUCCAGCAACUAUUUUAAUGGGACGGUUCCUAAAGAAUUCGGAUCGAUCUCAGGACUAGAAUCAUUGCUCUUGGGGAACAACACUUUUUCAAGAGAUAUUCCAGAUUCCCUUUUGAACUUGUCCAAGUUGUUCAUCUUGGAUGUGAGCAACAACGGAUUUGGUGGUGAUGUACAAGUGAUUUUUGGGGAACUCAAGCAAGUUAAGUUUCUUCUCCUUCAAUCAAAUUCCUACACUGGAGGACUGCUCACAUCAGGAAUUUUCUCAUUGACAAAUCUUUGCCGAUUAGAUCUAAGCUUCAACAACUUUUCAGGUCCAUUACCUCCUGAAAUCUCUCAAUUGUCAGGUCUCACUUUCUUAACCUUAACCUACAACAAGUUCAGUGGACCAAUUCCAGCUGAACUUGGAAAUUUGACCAACCUUCAAGCACUUGAUCUUGCCUUCAACAAUUUCAAUGGCUCAAUCCCUCCAACCCUUGGGAAAUUGAGUUCAUUGCUAUGGCUAAUGCUUUCGGAUAAUUCGUUAACCGGUGAAAUCCCACCAGAGUUGGGAAAUUGCUCUAGCUUGUUAUGGUUGAAUCUUGCAAACAACAAGCUCUCUGGAAGCUUGCCCUCAGAAUUGGCCAGAAUCGGAAGAAAUGCAAUGGCCACAUUUGAAUUGAACAGAAGAAAUACUAUUGGCAAAAUCAUUUCUGGAAAUAGUGGAUGCUCAGCAAUGAGGAGAUGGUUACCUGCUGAUUACCCUCCAUACACGUUUGUGUAUACUGUUCUCACAAGGAAGAAUUGUAGAAGCCUUUGGUACAAACUUCUCAAAGGCUAUGGUGUUUUCUCCACAUGGACAUAUGAUUCUUCCUCUAAAUCAUCACAGAUAGGUGGUUAUAUUCAAUUAAGUGGGAACCAGCUCAGUGGUGAAGUACCUGCAGAAAUUGGUAACAUGGUGAACUUCAGCAUGCUGCAAUUGGGGGAUAACAAGUUCUCUGGGAAGUUCCCAUCAGUCAUUUCAAACAUGGCACUUAUAGUCUUGAACAUCUCCAGAAAUAAUUUCUCAGGCGAAAUUCCAGGCGAAAUCAGCAACAUGAAGUCUCUUCAGGAUCUUGAUUUGUCUUGGAACAAUUUCUCAGGGCCAAUUCCUUCAAGUUUGUUCAACUUGGUUGAGCUUAGCACAUUCAACAUCUCAUACAACCCCUUCAUAUCUGGUCAAGUGCCACCGAAUGGAUUUGUGAUUUUUGACAAAAGUUCAUAUUUGGGUGACCCCCUCUUGAGCCUCCCUAGUUACAUUAACAACACCAAUUCUUCACACAAACAUAAACACCUGACCAAGUCCACAAAAUUUUCUCCAUUUUUCAUGUGUCUUUCUCUAUCACUGGCCACGUUGGUCUUUGGACUCAUCUGCCUAAUAGUCUAUUUCUUGCUGAAAACUCCGAAGGUGGAACAAGGAUACCUUAAAAAGGUGGAUAAUGAUUCCACAAGUUCAGGUUCAUCACCAUGGAAUUCGGAUACUGUCAAGAUAUUCCACUUGAACAAGACAGUUUUCACACAUGCUGAUAUCUUGUUGGCAACAGGGAACUUCAAAGAGGAUAGAGUCAUAGGAAAAGGUGGAUUUGGGACAGUGUACAAAGGAGUGUUUCCAGAUGGUAGAGUAGUGGCAGUGAAGAAGCUUCAAAGGGAAGGUAUUGAGGGCGAGAAAGAGUUCAGAGCCGAAAUGGAGGUUCUGAGUGGCCAUGGUUUUGGUUGGCCUCAUCCAAACCUUGUUACACUCUAUGGCUGGUGCCUAUAUGGUUCCCAGAAGAUCCUUGUUUAUGAGUACAUAGGAGGAGGAAGCUUGGAGGAUCUAGUCACCGACAAAGUGAGAUUAACAUCAAAGCGGCGGUUAGAAGUGGCAAUUGAUGUGGCAAGAGCAUUGGUCUAUUUGCACCAUGAAUGCUACCCUUCAAUUGUUCAUAGAGAUGUUAAGGCUAGCAAUGUGUUAAUAGACAAUGAUGGUAAUGCCAAAGUCACAGACUUUGGACUUGCAAGAUUUGUUGAUGCUGAGGAUUCUCAUGUUAGCACAAUGGUGGCUGGAACAGUAGGGUACGUUGCACCGGAAUAUGGACAAACAAUGCAAGCAACAACAAAGGGUGAUGUGUAUAGUUAUGGGGUUUUGACUAUGGAGCUUGCAACUGGGAGAAGAGCAGUGGAUGGUGGUGAAGAGUGCUUGGUUGAAUGGGCUAGGAGAGUUCUGGGGUUGAGCCAUUCUGAGCCAGUUUUGGUCAUGGAGGGUGAAGAGGAGAUGCUUGAGCUGUUACAAGUUGGGGUUAAGUGCACAAAUGAGUCACCACAAGCUAGGCCUAACAUGAAGGAGGUCCUAGCCAUGUUGGUCAAGAUAUACAACAAUAACCCUAGUGGAGAAUCAGGUUAUGGCCACCUUGUUUAGUCCUAGUACAGUUAAAAGCUCUGUGAUUAGCAAGUUUAGUGAUUUUGUUAUAGGAAAACAAUGUGCAUAGUUUAAGUUACCAUACAGUAUACAUAGAAAGAAAAACAAAACAUAAAACAUGUUAUGCACAGUUGAUUCUUGUGUAAAGAAAGAAACUUCAUCAUUCAAGUUGAAGAGGUUGCUCAAUUUUGUUUUGUAACUCUCAGAUUUGUCAUUGCUUGUAACUAUGAUUUAGUUUUAACACUUUCAAUGAAUACUGAGCAUUUUCUGUUCACUGUCUUCAUGAUGACA